AUGACUCCGUCCACGGGCCUCCUGAGUAUUUUCGAUAACACCUGGGUCCGGUUCUUCCUGAGUAAGGCUCCUCUAGGGUUUCUCACCUAUACAUCGGUCGUGGCAACCUAUCGGGCUCGCAGCGAUCCAUGGACAGCGGCCUUUGUUGUGUCCGCCUACGCGAUCCUGAUGCUUUUCUUUUGGUGCGUGGGAUCCUACGAGGAGGCGCCGCCGGAAAGAAAGGGACGCUUGAAGAUCGUUAUAUGGGUGCUGGCGACCAUUCUUAUCAUCUUAUUUCCCUUUAAACUCUCAUCGACAAUGCCAUUCGCUUUCGCCACCGUGAUCUGGUCUCUGGGAGGGAUCACCAUCGCGAUCAUUUUCUAUCUCUUCUUCAUCGAUGGUACUCCCUAA
Molecule: messenger RNA, 390 nt
Organism: Spirodela intermedia
Lineage: Eukaryota; Viridiplantae; Streptophyta; Magnoliopsida; Alismatales; Araceae
Source: the annotation of a GenBank genome assembly